AUGGCACACGGAGGGCACUGGGAUCCCAACUCUGUUGGCAAUUAUAAUCAGACACCACCCCCUGCUGUACCUCACCAAGCCCACGGCGGUGCAUAUACUCCAGGCAGCUCGGUCGUCUCCUACCAGAACCAGCCAUACACUCAUCCAUAUCAACAAGCUGUAUCGCCUUCCACGAGCCCACUCUCGGCCCAGUCCCACAGCUAUCCAGCUUCCCCUGGGUCGCUAGGAUACCAACAGUCCAUCCCUCUUGGGCAACCCCAGACUCACAACACAAUGCAAUACCAACAGCCAUCUAUGGCCUACAAUGGUCAACAAGGUGUCAUCUAUCAACAGGGUUCUAGCAGUGGUCAGCAGGACGGACCAAUGAACAAAGGUGCCAUUGUCCCCGUAACUACCACGCCUCUCACGACUUCGACCAGUCCAAAUGAGAAAGAAGUUUCUGAAAAGGAGUUUCCUGUCAAGCUCAAAGGAAGCAAGCACUUCUUUGAUUCGCGAUCCAUCUACAGAUGGCGUAAUCCUGUUUUGUACCAGAAGCCUGGUUAUACUUACACGAACAGUGAGGUUAAGUUGAGACAUAGAGACUAUGCGGGUCGUGUCUCCUUCAAGCCUCGUUCAGAUCGGUAUCUGCACCACAAUGAUGGCUACCUACGCAACAUGUAUGUUGCAUGUGUUGAUUCCAUCUAUGAAGGCCCUGGCACUUCAACUUGGAAGAGAACCUAUGUUCGCAAGGUCGCUCCGAUGAAGGUGCGCAUUGCUACAUGGAUCAUUGACUUUAGCUACGAUCCCAAGAGUUGGGAAGAUUGGGGUAUCAUGGUAUUGAGAACUUUCCCGGCUGCCAUUGCCAUGGCGCUUGUUUUCUGGGAUGGCAAGCCUAAUGUCAUCAAGCGAAACCUCGCUUAUGCUCCUGUUCUUUACAGGUAUCAUGGCGACGCCAAGGUCUGGAGCAAUUUGCUCGAGAACCGCAAGGGUUUAUCCCUUAUGGCUCGUAACAAUCAGAUCUAUCGCAUGUUGAGACCUCGCUAUCUCUGCUUCCUUCGUGAGCCGUUCAACGACGAGAACAGAGGAGUAGAUGUCCGCAGCGUCGUCGAGUGGGAGAACAAUGAGGGACAAGACACAAACCUUGCCUAUCUCUUCGUUGCCUACUCGACUGAGCAUUUUAGCCAUAGCUCUGAGCAGGACAUGAUGGCUCUUCAUCAUAUCGCUGAGACCGCUUGUCGAGCUGCAAAGCUUCCUGCCUACUGGAUCGCUUGUAGCUGCAUGCGCGAUGAGAAUGAGCUUGAGUCUGAUGUUUAUCGCAUCUCAGAUGUUCUCCGCGGUUCAGACAGGAUGGUCAUCGCUGUUGGAAGGGGUAAAGGCUCCAAGGCUGGUCACUCAGGCAAGGCCAACACUGAGUCUCUUCUUCGCGAGUGGGGAAGUCGGAUGUGGACUUUCCCUGAGGUUCUUCUGAGCCCAGGCCGAACUAUCUCGGUCUACACUCGCGAUGGAAACCUCCAGUCCCCCUUGGUUGUCGCCAAGAACCAGUUCGCUGCUCUGGUUUGGACGUACAUGGACUCUGACAUGGCUCGCCAUCUGAUUGAUCAUUAUCUCGGCUCCAUCAACCUGAGUCGUCUGGAGCAAGCUGUUCUGGCGCUCAAGUGUCUCUACAGCCGCCACACUACUGAGUAUCUCCCUGGUGACCAGGCUUAUGCCCUCAUGGGUCUCUUGAGACUUCGACCUCAAGUUGACCGAACCGACACAGCCUUCCAGGCUUUCUCAAGACUGUCUUUGGCAAACGACUCUGACAGACUCCUCGAGAGGUACAUCUGCACACUCCCCCGAGACAAGGAUCAGCCAUGGUACGACAUGGAGGAUGCCUAUGAGUCAGCUCUCUGGGACAUUACUCCUUAUUGCCAGGUAGCUGGUAUCGCCGACAAAGACACCAUCAUCAUCGAUGGUGCCUGGGGCAUCUCCAUCCGCUGGAAGACUUUCUAUCCCGUGUACUGGUCUACUGGACCGUCAUGGAAGAGAUACUUCGCAGCAUUGGCAGUUGAGUGGAACGGAGUCUUCUUCAUCAUUGCAAUUGCACUCAUUGCAAGUGGUGCAUCCGCUAGCAGCUCUUCUGGCACUUCCUCUAGCAGCCCGUAUGGUUAUACCACCGGCGCCAGCGCUACUUCUGCAACUGCCCUGAUUGCCCCCGGUGUCAUCUUCCUCCUCCUCUUCGUCUGGAUCUGGUUGAUCACACCUAACCUGGUUCGAGUCAUUUAUGGUGGCAAGUUUGCUGAUACUCAAGCCGAGAUGUUUGGCUUUGAAGGGCAUCUCAAUGCCCCCACUAUUGAGAGGUCCAUCUUUGGAGGUAACUUUGGUCGCUUCUCCUGGAGCACUAAUGGAAGCCCCCUCAGCCGAAGUGUCGUUAACGAAGAUGGCGAGCGCGUGGGGGUCGACCCUUACAAGGAUCCUGAGGUGAGGAUGAAGGUUGAGGCAGCCAAGCAAGCUCGUCCAGGCGACAUGAGGAUUUUCACUCUUGUAGAUACGUACAACAUGGAGUUGACCUUGUUCGAGGCUGUCAGGCCACCUGUCACUCUCAUGUUCUGUGCUUCCGAGGGUGGAAUGCAGCGAGCUAUUGGAUGCUCUUAUGAGUGGGAGACGCAGACUAUGUAUCGCGAAACAGUCCUAAGAAUGCCCACAACAGCCUUGAACCGAAUGGAUCGUGUUCCUCGAUUCCGCAUGGGAAUUCAACGACCUACGUAUCCUUCUGCUCCGUUGAACGGGGCUGUCUAA
Messenger RNA from Fusarium tjaetaba, 2757 nucleotides. RefSeq lists its product as uncharacterized. Lineage: Eukaryota; Fungi; Ascomycota; Sordariomycetes; Hypocreales; Nectriaceae. The coding region runs from base 1 to 2757 and encodes 918 amino acids. The record is from RefSeq and is a predicted model, not a curated record. The transcript has 9 exons.